AUGAUCUUCUCAAACCUCCUCCUUGCUUCCGUGGCUGCUGCUGGAGUCAUCAAGGUGCCUUUGAAGGGCGGACCGGCCCACGGUGACAUCUCUAUGGGUCAGCUCUACUAUUUGGCCGACAUUGAAGUGGGCACUCCUUCCCAGCAAGUCAAAAGUGUGAUUUUCGACACUGGAUCGGGACACUUGUGGGUCCCUGGUACGAACUCCACGGCUUGUCUUCAGGGCCAAUGUCAGCAAGGUGUUUCAUUUGACAUUUCGGCCUCCAAGACCUGGAAGUUCAACGGAUACGCUCCUGGCUGGGAUGGAAAUGGAAUCACUGGAAACGACACUGUCAAGUAUGCGGGUCUUGACGUUGAUAUGCAGGUGUGGGUGUCUCUUGAUACCAUUGAUAACAACCUGGGAGUGUUUGGGCAGGGUCCAUUGAAAGGAGAUGAUGCACAAGCGAGCUACGCAGAGAGUCUGGCCGCGGCAGGUAAGAUCCCUCGGUCGAUUUUCUCACUUAACUCUGAAGAACCAAUUGGAACUCAUGAGACAUCUUCUUCGUGGGAUCACGUCAUUUCUAACGUGUACUACGGCGGAUUCGACUCCAAAAAGUACGAGGGUCCUCUGACGACGGUUGACAUUGAAGAUGUGGACUACGAAUUCUACCAGGUGCCCAUCUCUGGAUUCAAAGUCGAUGGAAAAGACGCCCAGCAGGAUGUCAAACAUAGUGUCAUUCUGGACACAGGAGGUAUCACCCUAGAGCUCUCUAACUCAACUGUGGGUCAAAUCAGCAAUCAGCACAAUGGAGGUUACGACUCCAACGGAUGGUAUGUUGACUGCGGAGCCAAGCCCACUCUUGAGUACGUGUUUGGCACGACUUUUGUUCCUGUGGACUUUUCCAUCUUUAUUAGGAAGGACGACCAGGGAAAAUGUCGAUUUCCGGACAUCACCAUCGCUCCCGAUGACCAGAAGACGCUACUGACGGGCCCUCCUUUGAUUUCCAGAGCCCUGGUGAUUUUUGAUUCCACCAAGCGACAGGUUACCAUUGCCAAGGCCAAGUACACCCAAGAAUCUGACAUUGUGGAGUUGAGUGGGGAUAUUCCCGGAGCUGUUCAUGUUUGGUCGAAUUAG
This is a messenger RNA of Yarrowia lipolytica CLIB122, 1113 nucleotides long. RefSeq lists its product as uncharacterized. Lineage: Eukaryota; Fungi; Ascomycota; Dipodascomycetes; Dipodascales. Gene Ontology annotation, cellular component: fungal-type vacuole. Gene Ontology annotation, molecular function: aspartic-type endopeptidase activity. The record is from RefSeq and is a predicted model, not a curated record.